Parasteatoda tepidariorum (common house spider) is the source of this 2456-nucleotide messenger RNA. RefSeq lists its product as uncharacterized. NCBI's taxonomy places the organism in Eukaryota, Metazoa, Arthropoda, Arachnida, Araneae, Theridiidae. Gene Ontology annotation, molecular function: protein binding. The record is from RefSeq and is a predicted model, not a curated record.
UUAUCAACAGACAAAAAAAAACUAUUGUGUGAUAAAUAAAAAUGGAAGAUACGAUAUUGUAAGAUAAAAUACGGAAGUGAUGUGAGAGAUAUAACUCGUGAUGAAGUUUCGAUUCGGAUAAUGUAAAUAUGCAAUGGAGCAGAAACCAGGGUUUCUUUAAUGCUAGUCUUUAGCCUGAUAUUAGGUAUUAAUGCAGAAGUAGAUGUGAAAAUUUUCUUGUGAGUGCUUUUAAAAUCAAUUAAUUUUACUACUGUUUCAACACUACCGCCAUUUAUAACUUUUCAAUCAAGUCAUCAUGUAUAAAACGGAAUUUUCAAUCGUAUGGAAAAUCGAAGAUUUUUCUUUUUGUAAUGAGAAAACUGAUCAAUACUUCAACAGCCCUGACUACAAUAUUCCAAGUUUGACGGAUCGUACAUGGGGACUUCGUUUAUAUCCAAGAGGAAAAACUGAAGAAACAACAAAUUUCAUUUCCUGCUUUCUAUAUAUACGGGGAUGGGAUAGUUUUCCUGCUUUUGAUGUUGAGAUUAAAAUACUUGGACCUACUGGUGAGGUCUUAAAGACAUUAAAAUUGUGUGAUAAUAAAUCGAGCAAUAAAGAACAUAAAUGGGGAAGUGCAACAUUCCUUCCUGCCAUGGCCGUUACCCAAGAUGCUCGCAAUAGCACUGAAGAUAGUCUGACUAUUUGUUGUAAGGUGCAUGGUAAAAAUCCUACUGCAGAUGUUUUUGAUGAACGCAUUGCUCAUACUAAAAUUGGUGUUGAUCGACAGUUAAUUAAAUGUCACUCUAGGUAUAGUGAAGGAAGAAUGGUGUUCCGCACUCAUUCAGAAUACUUUAAAAACAAAUAUUUUAAGUUCUCCAUUGCUUCAAAGCAUAAUAACCUCAUUGUAUCGAUGUGGAAACCACGCAAUCGAUUUUAUUGGUUUGUGGUUACAUGCAAAAUAACUAUGCUGAAUAUGAAGAACUAUGAAACCUGCUCAGAAACAUACAGACAUUUCUUUGAGGAAAAAGAAUGCACAAUAACAAUACCUUUAGCCAUAUUUUUAAAUGAACUGAAGCGAAACGCUGUAGAAUACCAACACUCCAUGAUAAAAACUGUUUAUUUGACAGCUGAAUUCUCCUAUUCUAACGGAAUUUAUACACACUUUAUUCCAAAUAACAAAUCCUUUCGAACCAAAAUUCCUUCCAUAAAGGAUGAUCUACGAGCCUUAUUUUAUAACAAAAAAUUUUGCGAUGUGAAAUUGCGAGUGGAUAACCAAGUUAUCGAAGCCCAUAAAAAUGUUCUGGCAGCCCGUUCUCCAGUUUUUGCUGUCAUGUUUGACCAUGGUAUGACUGAAACGCAGAUGGGCAUUGUUGACUUUGUUGAUACCGAUAUUCAUAUUUUGAAUUUAUUUUUGCAGUUCUUGUACACGGAUACAGUGGAUGAAAUGGAUUAUGAAGUCGCAAUGAAUCUGUUGAUGGUGGCUGAAAAAUAUCAAGUUCUGUCGUUAAAAGAAAAGUGUUGUAUGUUUUUAAAAACUGAAAUGUCCAUUGAAAACGUGUGUGAUAUAUUGUCUUUGGCUAAUGCAGUCAAUUACGAAUAUUUGAAAUCAGCGUCUGUAGACUUUAUAAUUGGAAUACCAGGGAAUGUUUUGCAAUCACCAAAAUGGGAAACAUGGAAGAAAAACAAUAAGGAAUUGGCGAGAGCAAUUUCCUUUCAAUUAUACUUAAAUGCAUCUUCACGAAAAGCUAAUAUGUGCGGUAUUAGUUAAAUUUUGAACUCUGUUUUAUGGAUACCUUAAUUCCUUUAGAUGUUACUCAAAGGAACCUUGAAGCUUUGUCACGAUAUUCAUGGAAAGUGUAAAAUAAUAGAACAGUAAUACUGGAACUCACAUAACAGUCUAGCAACCUUGACCAAUAUUUCCAGAACAGCUAAAAUCCUGUAAAACUGUGGUUCUGUAAAUUUGCAAAACAAUAGUGCCAAGCUGAAAAGAACAUUUACAUUUUUUCCCCCAAUGCCCACCUGAAGAAUGACUUACGUCAUACAGGCAUCUGAAGGGCAGAUUUGCUGGCCACUCUUUCAUCGGCACCAUAUUAGGUGGGCCAACGUAGCUCCCACAGUAAGGACAGAUAGUUCAGAGAAGGAAAGAACAUCUAUGCCUUGCCUGGGACUCGAAACCUGAACCUUUCUGAUGCAAGGGCAGUUCCCUAACCCCUACACAAGCCGGUCGGCAAGAACAUUUACUUGGAACGCCGAAUUCAAUUUCCACUUCAUACUUCAACCUUAAUUGCUUAAAAAAAUGAAGAAAAUAAACACGAUAUGGCAAUCUGAUCUUAUUUUCAUUGUGUUUUUAUUACUUUUUUCCCCACCUCACUUAGGUGUGCUUCUAAAGUCUGGAUAUAACUUAUUAAUAACAAUAUGUGAUAGUGUAACCUUUAUGUAAAUGAUUUUUCGUUUCACUAAAACGUGAAAUAUUUGAU